Heterocephalus glaber (naked mole-rat) is the source of this 1953-nucleotide messenger RNA. Lineage: Eukaryota; Metazoa; Chordata; Mammalia; Rodentia; Bathyergidae. The record is from RefSeq and is a predicted model, not a curated record.
UUUCCUAGCGUGCACUCUGGGCGCCGCUGUUGGCCAAAGACCAGAGCUUGGCGCUCGCGGUCUUCUCGCGCAGCCGCACCGCGCUUUCCAGGGCGGCCCUCUCACACUCGCCAGGGCGAGCCCUUAGACCUCUUCCUACUGCAAGAAAGAAGAACUUUUCCCGGACUGGGACUGAGAGCUAAAGCCCAUUCGGAACUCCGAAUAUCUGCAACACAGCGCUUGUGCGUGACCCCGCGUCUCCAGGCUGGUGAGCAGGCUGAGCGAGCAGGAGGGAUGGGGAGCGGCGCUGUGCAGAGGCGCAGGGCUGAGAGGCGGCCAGUGCUCUUUCCCUUGCUGCUGUCUUUGUUCAGCCCGGCGCUCUCAGAGCAGAUCCGCUACAGGAUGCCUGAGGAAAUGCCCACGGGCUCGGUAGUGGGGAAUCUCGCCAAGGACCUGGGGUUCAGCGUCCAGGAGUUGCCGGCCCGGAAACUGCGCAUCGGUUCGGAGAAACCGUACUUCACAGUGAGCGCGGAGAGCGGGGAGCUGCUUGUGAGCAGUAGGCUAGACAGGGAGCGGGUAUGUGGGAAGAGGCCGGCAUGCGUCCUGGAAUUGGAGGCUGUGGCUGAAGACCCACUGAACUUUUAUCAUGUGAGUGUGGAGAUCGAGGACAUUAAUGACCACUCGCCAGAAUUCACGCAUAUUUCCUUUGAGCUGCAAAUAAGUGAGUCCGCACAGCCGGGUACACGAUUCAUAUUAGAAGUAGCAGAAGAUGCAGAUAUCGGCUUAAAUUCCCUACAGAAUUAUAAGCUGUCUCCUAACCCUAGUUUCUCCCUGAUAAAUAAGGAGAAACAAGAUGGUAGCAAAUACCCAGAACUAGUAUUGGACAAAACCCUAGACCGGGAACAACAGAGUUACCAUCGUUUAGUCCUGACUGCCUUAGAUGGUGGAAAUCCACCCCUUAGUGGUACCACUGAGCUCCGAAUCCAGGUCACUGAUGCCAAUGAUAAUUCCCCUGUAUUCAGCCAGGAAGUCUACAGAGUCAGUGUUCCAGAAAACAUGGCCCCGGGCACCAGCGUGUUGCAGGUGUCAGCCACUGACCAGGAUGAAGGUGUCAACUCAGAAAUUACUUACUCCUUUCAGAGAACUGGGCAAGUCUUUAGUCUGAAUUCAAAAAGUGGAGAAAUUAUAUUGCAAAAGACACUGGAUUUCGAAGAAAUUAAAGAAUAUUCUCUAGUGGUGGAAGGGCGUGAUGGUGGAGGGCUGGUUGCACAAUGUACAGUUGAUAUUAGCAUUCAAGACGAAAAUGACAACAGCCCAGAAAUUACAUUUCAUUCUCUUCUGGAAAUGAUUCUGGAAAACACAGUACCGGGAACACUAAUUGCUUUGAUCAAAAUACAUGACCAGGAUUCUGGGGGAAAUGGAGAGGUUAAUUGUCAGCUAGAAGGUAAAGUUCCUUUUAAAAUAAUCUCUUCGUCCAAAAAUUCAUACAAGUUGGUAACAGACAGCAACUUGGACCACGAGCUGACUCCAGAGUACAAUGUUACCAUCACUGCCACCGACAGGGGCAAACCGCCCCUCUCCUCCAGCAAAAGCGUCACCCUUUACAUUGCUGACGUCAAUGACAACGCUCCGGUUUUCAACCAGUUGUCCUACUUGGUAUAUGUAGCAGAGAACAACCCAUCUGGAGUGUCUAUCGCGCAAGUCAGCGCCUCCGACCCUGACCUGGGACCCAAUGGCCAGGUCUCUUACUCCAUCGUGGCCAGCGACCUGGAGCCUAGAACGCUGCUGUCCUACGUGUCCGUGAGCGCACAGAGCGGAGUGGUGUUCGCGCAGCGCGACUCUGAGCGCCGCUGUUCACCAACUAAGAAAAACAGCGCUCCCGAUCUGCAUCUACGUAAACCCCCUUACAUCCCACAAACUGGAUUCCAGGCUGCAACAAGAUUCCACUCGACAGGCAUUCCGGCUUUCCUCUGA